Messenger RNA from Mastomys coucha (southern multimammate mouse), 3613 nucleotides. RefSeq lists its product as uncharacterized. Gene Ontology annotation, cellular component: endoplasmic reticulum membrane. Gene Ontology annotation, biological process: cellular response to interferon-beta; defense response. Gene Ontology annotation, molecular function: GTP binding; GTPase activity. Lineage: Eukaryota; Metazoa; Chordata; Mammalia; Rodentia; Muridae. The record is from RefSeq and is a predicted model, not a curated record.
AGCCCUGGAGCUGGCCACUUCAGCAGAGCUCCACCUCCCUCUCUGUGGAAGGAUGUGAAACCUUUUCAGCUGACUGUGUAAACCAGUCAGAGAGGUCUGGAAAUAGAAACUAAAUCCUACCCUCACUGCAGUCCCUGCCUUCAGGGACAAGGUAGGCAGGAUUCAGAUCUAGGAACUGCAGAACAGAAAGCAAAGGCUGUGUGGACUGAGAGAUCUGGAAGGAAAUCUGAAAACACCCGCCUUGGCUUCCCAGCUCUUCUUCUCUCCAGAGCACCAAGACACCAACACUCUGCAUCCCAUCUGUUCCCUGGAUGCCUUAGCUUGGAGGAUUCCAAAGAGAGCUACCCCAGUGACCUUGCUCCCAAAGAAGACGUGACAUCACAGGAGGGCCACUGGCAUCACUACUCAGGAACAGGUACCAUCCACAUUUCCGAGGCAUGGGUCAGACUUCCUCUUCUACACCCCCUCCAAAGGAAGAUGCUGAUUCGACCUCCAGCUUUGGCACAAAUCUUCAGAAUUUCAAGAUGAAAACCAAAAUCCUGUCUCAGGAAUUAAUUGCCUUCAUUGAAUCAUCCCUAGAGGAUGGAAACCUUCGGGAAACAGUUUCUGCAAUCAGCAGUGCUCUGGGUGACAUAGAGAAAGCCCCACUGAACAUUGCAGUGACGGGGGAGACUGGGGCUGGAAAGUCCAGUCUCAUCAAUGCUCUACAGGGAGUAGGGGCUGAUGAAGGAGGUGCAGCUACAUCCACAGGGGUGGUAUGUACAACCACUGAGAGAACACCAUACUCAUAUGCAAAGUUUCCCAGUGUGACACUAUGGGACCUGCCUGGCAUUGGAUCUACUGCCUUCCAAACACAUGAUUAUCUGACGAAAAUCAAGUUUGAGGAGUAUGACUUCUUCAUUAUUGUCUCUUCUGGACGCUUUAAACAUAAUGAUGCAGAACUUGCCAAAGCCAUUGUGCAAAUGAAUAGGAGUUUCUAUUUUGUUAGAACACACACAGAUAUUGAUCUAAUGGUUGGAAAACUGAGUGAUCCUAAGAGAUUCAAUAAAGAGAACAUCUUAGAGCAGAUUCGAAACUCCAUUUCAAGUAUUCUAAAGGAGGUUACCCGGCAGGAGCCUCCAGUCUUCUUAGUCUCUAACUUUGAUGUGUCUGACCUUGACUUCCCAAAGCUGGAAUCCACCCUUCUGAGAGAGCUCCCAGCCUACAAACGCCACAUGUUCAUGCUCACUUUGCCAGUUGUUACAGAUUCCACCAUAGACAGGAGGAGGGAUAUGCUGAAACAAAAGAUCUGGAAGGAAUCCAUAAUGCCAAGAGCAUGGGCUACCAUACCAUUCAGGGGAUUGACCCAAAAUGACAUAGAGAUGUUGGAACAGACUUUGAAUGACUGUAGGUCUUCCUUUGGCCUGGAUGAGGCAUCACUGGAAAACAUCGCUGAGGAUUUGAACAUGACACUGGAGGAACUCAAGGCAGACAUUAAGUCUCCACAUUUGCUCUCAGAUGAGCCAGAUACAACCUUAACAGAUAAACUAUUGAAGUACAUUAGAAAUCCUUACUUUUCAAAGUUUUUCCACUUGCAAAAUUAUUUCAUUGACACAGUUGCAAGCGAUGUUAAAAUUAUCCUCAGUAAAGAAGAGCUUUUGACAGAGAAGCAUCCUCCAAGGCAUACAGCUACAUGCGAGCCCUCCUCUAGCAGACCUUCUCCUUUAACGGCUCAACUUUUGGCACUCAGCUUUGAAAAUUUUUUUAAGAAUUUCAAGAAGGAAAGCAAAAUCCUCUCUGAAGAAACCAUCACCUUGAUUGAAUCCCAUCUGGAGGAUAAGAACCUUCAAGGGGCAUUGGCUACAAUUAGUCACUCUCUGAGAAACAUUGACAAAGCCCCACUGAACAUUGCUGUAACUGGAGAAACAGGGACAGGGAAAUCCAGCUUUAUUAAUGCCCUGAGAGGCAUGAGGAAUGACGAAGAAGGUGCAGCCCUCACUGGGGUGGUAGAGACAACCAUAAAGAGAACUCCAUACCCACACCCAAAACUUCCCAACGUGACAAUAUGGGACCUGCCUGGGAUUGGGUCCACUACCUUCCUACCACAAAACUAUCUGACAGAAAUGAAGUUUGGUGAGUAUGACUUCUUCAUUAUCAUUUCAGCUACACGCUUCAAAGAAAUUGAUGCACAACUGGCCAAAGCCAUAGCAAAGAUGAACACAAAGUUCUACUUUGUCCGAACCAAGAUAGAUCAAGAUGUCAGUAAUGAACAGAGGGGUAAACCUAAGUCUUUCAAUAGAGACAGUGUCUUAAAGAAAAUGAGAGAUGACUGUGCAGGACAUCUUCAGGAGGCUCUCUCCAGCCCGCCUCCAGUCUUCCUAGUCUCUAACUUUGAUGUUUCUGACUUUGACUUCCCAAAGCUAGAGACCACCCUACUGAGCGAGCUCCCAGCCCACAAGCGCCACAUCUUCAUGAUGUCCUUGCACAGUGUUACUGAGACUGCCAUUGACCGGAAGAGGGAUUUCUUCAAACAGAAGAUCUGGCUGGAGGCUCUGAAGGCUGGAGCAUGGACCACCAUUCCAUUUGGGGGCUUCAUCAGAGAUAAAACGGAGAAGUUGGAGGAGACCUUGAGUCUCUACAGGUCUUACUUUGGGCUAGAUGAAGCCUCACUGGAAAAUAUUGCCAAGGAUUUCAAUGUGUCUGUGAAUGAAAUUAAAGCACACCUUAAGUCUUUCCAUUUGUUAACAAAGAACAAAGACAUGUCCUUCAAAGAAAAACUGUUGAAAUACAUUGAAUAUAUUUCGUGUGUUACUGGGGGACCACUUGCCUCAGGCCUUUACUUUAGGAAGAAUUACUACUGGAAAAGUCUUUUCAUUGAUACUGUGGCAAGUGAUGCCAAGUCUCUCCUUAAUAAGGAAGAAUUUUUAUCAGAGAAGCCAGGAUUAUGCAUGUCUGAUCCUGAAUACUGGAAAAUAGGAAUGAAACUGUGAGGUACUAAGCUUUGGACUGGCUUCAAGCGCAGAGUUAAAGCCUAGUUUUAAGCAGCUAACAUUUUUUAGGAAUGACCAGAAGAUUCGUGUCUUUCAGAGACAAAAUAUCACUUUGGCGAGUGGAAGAAUUGCCCACGGACAAGAACUGUCUUCCAUUUAAGUAUCACAUAUGAGAAUGUAUGGUUGUAUACAUAUGACUUGCAAUAUCUUUGUCUAAUUAAAGUUGGAUCUUUCAUCUCAAAGAGAUUGCCCAAGUAGGACCACACUCCCCUAAGAUGAAGAAGUUAGUAGGCUGUGUAACCAUUUGCACUUUUCUAUAUCUGCCUCAGUUCCAGAAUAAUGACACAGAGGUUCGUUUAUUUAUGCAUUAAUGCCUAUAUGUUAGCUAAGCUUGUUCUCCAAACUAGCGUAUAACUAAAUUGACCUGUUUAUGCUAUUCUAUGUCUGAGAUGUGGCUGGGUGCCUCUUCUCAGUCUCAUUCAACUUCCUUCACAACUUGGUGGUGAAUCUCUUCAGCCUGACUCUUACCCAGAGAUCCUCUCUCUCUGCAAGUUGUCCCAUCUGUUUUCUUCUGCCUUUCUGUGGGCCAUCAGCUCUUUAUUGACAGAUGAUACUUUGACAUAGCGCACAAGAGAUUACUGUUA